Molecule: messenger RNA, 438 nt
Organism: Paramecium tetraurelia
Lineage: Eukaryota; Ciliophora; Oligohymenophorea; Peniculida; Parameciidae
Exons: 1
Source: RefSeq, a predicted model, not a curated record
AUGAGAUUCAACUUCCAGCAACAGAUAAGAAAAUCUAAAAUUGAAGAUCAAUUAAAAGAUGCAAGGAAAAAGUAUUAUAAUUACGGUAUUAAUUUAAAUGAUCAACAUAUUUUGAACUAAAAUUCUAGUUCAGAAUAUUAAUAAAAAAUUCAAUAUGAACUUAAGAACCUCGAAAAAUAAAUUGAGGAUGAUGAAAAUUACAUAAUAAGUUUAGCCAAAUCACGAUUUUUAGAGGAGAUUGCCACUCCUACUCUAAUCUAAAACUUUUAAGCAAUAAACUCAAUGUUUUUUUAGAUUUUUAUCAAAAUGAUUGAAUUUGCCAAAAGAAAGAAUCUACUUUGGAUAAUCCUUUAAUUUAGACACUCAUAAUUUUUAAACUGUCUUUAAUCUUUGGAACAUUCAAAUGAUUUUCAAAGGUUUAUUAACUCAUUGAUAUGA